Messenger RNA from Chlamydomonas reinhardtii, 2539 nucleotides. RefSeq lists its product as uncharacterized. The transcript has 3 exons. Lineage: Eukaryota; Viridiplantae; Chlorophyta; Chlorophyceae; Chlamydomonadales; Chlamydomonadaceae. Bases 76 to 1347 code for a protein of 423 amino acids. The record is from RefSeq and is a predicted model, not a curated record.
UUUCUUCCUUCAACUUCACCAUUGAACUUCAUAAUUUAACAUAGGAAGCCGACGACGCGCGGGAUCCAGUGACCCAUGGGGCAGCUUGAGCGCGCUGACGCGCACAAUGGCCGAGCCGCCGCGGGCGAGCCGCCGCCGUCGCCACCAGCACCAGCUGAUCCGUCGCCAGCACCAGCGCCCCUUGCGUAUCGACAGCGGCAUCAGCAGCUAUGGCGCAGAAGCGGCGCCUGCUCGGCCGGCCGUCCCUGCUACCCGCUGGGCCUGACGCGACUCCCGCCAGAGCUGCUCAGCGUGACGACUGCCUGUGGCGACAGGGGCAGCGGCGGGGGCAGCGGUCGCGAGAAGUUGUGUGAGGGCAUGGCAGCUGGCGCAGGUACUGAUGCUGAGGGCGGCAGUGGGGCACACAGGCCACUGGCGGCGGGCCCUCCCUCGGCAUCCAACCACCUCGAGUCUGAUGUGGGUUUCGGCAGUAAUGUGGGCGGCAGCGGCGGCGUAUUUGACCGGCUGUCAGGCGGCGACCUGGCUCGGUGCCGCGCCGUACACAGCAGCUGGCGGGACUGGCUGGAUCAGGGAGAGGAGCACGAGGAGGGCGCGGCGGCGGAGGGGUUGAAGCAGACAGUGGCUGCUGCUGAAGAGGAGGAGGAGGCUGCUGGCACGGGUCGCCGCACCGGUGGCAGUAGCAAGCCCCGGCACUGGCAAGCCUCGGUAGGCGGCGGCAGGCGGCUGCUGUGGCAGCGCGCCGCCGUGGCCGACGGGCUGUACGACUUAGCGUUGAAUCCAGCACCGGAUCCCAAAGGGCAGCCGCAGCCCGCCGACCGCAGCAACAAGGCCAGUAUUGGCUGUAAUGCCCCAGCAGGUGGGGUGGUGGGGGCGGCGGCUAGCGUUGUGGGUGGCGCCUCUGAUGGCCCGCCCGGUCAGCAAGGGCCCAGCGGUGGCUGCAACAGCAGCAGUAGCAGCAGCAGCGGCAGCAGUAGCAGCGCCGGCGGUGGCGGCGGUCAUGCAGCGGCAGGGCGGGCAGCAGGCCACCAGCUCUACACUGCCUGCCUAGCAAACAAGGCGGCGCAACGCCUUGCAUGGCUGACCCUCAUUUCGAAGGACCUGCCUCACACGACUGGAAUCGUCGCAGUAGCGUGCCUGCCUGCCGAGGAGCUGUGCGGCCGGGGAAGAGGCAGCAGCGGCGGCGGCGGAUGUGGCGGCGGCAGUGACGAGGGUGUGGGCGGCCCGCCGCCGUGGCAGUCGCGGACGCUGGCAUGCCUUGAGCGUGUGGUGUCGCGGCUGGCCCUGCUGCUGGAGUCAGGCCGGGUGCAGCUGGAGGUCGGCGACGGCGACAACGCCGGGCAGUGGUGAGGCUAGCGGAUAGGUAGCUGGGUGGCCUAGGUAGCUCGUCUCUGGGCAGAAGGGCUAGCUAGCGAAAGCGCGCGCGGCAGUGAGCGCUCCGUAUGUAGGGCAUACAUGCGCACACCAACUACUCACAUGCUCCCGCAUUACUGUACAUGACGAGUGUGGUGGGAACGAAUGCUGUACAUGUGUUGCGCAGGCAGGUGGAGGGGCCACGCGAACUCGACGCGGGUGGGGACGGCGGCCACACCGCGGCGCAGAUGAGCAGCCUGUGCCAUUCGCUCAGUAGCUACCGGUGCGUUGGCGCUGCAUGCAAGGGCGUGGGAAAAGGGAACAGCGGUUGGACUGCUCAGCCCGGGUUAGGCCGUGCGUAUGGCUGGCCGCACAGGCACCUUGGCCACGCGCGGCCUACUGUUCACGUCAUUUUCCCUCAGGGCCAGCCGUGGAUUUGGUUGCAAGCACAUCAUUACCUACCUGCCUCUGUGACCUUGAAUAGGGAAUUUGCUCUGCGGGGUGUGGGCGCAUGCGGCCUCACACUGAGGGAGGUCGCCCACACGCGUGGCGUCGCUCUGUGCGGCUCGGCCGGCUGUGAGCAGCUCGCGGCGUGUGAAGCACACAGCAAGGCGGCGAGUGCGCGCGCUGCGAGGCGAGUGUACACCCUACGCAUGGUGAGGACAUUGAUUGAGAGGGGUUGGGAGCUCGUACGGUAGUGGCCGGUCAGUGUGCAUGCUUGCCUGUGCAAUUGCAUGUUACCUGGGGUCGGCAAGCUGUGCUCCUGACUGGCGGCUGAAGUCCUGCUGUUUGCUGACUUCGUUCAGGCUCUGGAGUCUUUGGACUUGAAGGCCGCAGCCAUAGCUGUAGGAGGCAAUGGCGAUGGCGACGGCGGCACGGCAGCAGCGGCGCACGUGGCUGGCAUUUUGCGGCGGGGCAUGGAGUCCGGCGUGCGCCCGGCGCUGCAUGCAACAUGCGAGGCGAUCAUAGGGGCUGCGACGGCAAUAAAACAUGAGAUGAUGGCCAUGUUGGAGUUGUCUACGAAGUUGUAGGGGCCCGUGUGGUUUUGUAGGGGCCCGAGGCACACGAGGGGCAUACACAUCCCGGGCGCCCGGGCGGACCGACAGCUGGCUGCGACAACGCUGUUUUGCGGUCUUGGAUAAUGAGAUACAUAAAUUUUGAGUCGCAUACACGCAUUAGGAGCUUAAUG